This is a messenger RNA of Uloborus diversus, 411 nucleotides long. RefSeq names its product histone H1-like. The record is from RefSeq and is a predicted model, not a curated record. The transcript has a single exon. Bases 1 to 411 code for a protein of 136 amino acids. NCBI's taxonomy places the organism in Eukaryota, Metazoa, Arthropoda, Arachnida, Araneae, Uloboridae.
AUGGCGGAAAAAACUUCGGCUUCUCCGAAAAUUGAAAAAGAGACUGCAUCGACUAAAGGUCUGGGUCGCCAAAUUAUGAACGCCAUCCGCAAACUACAAGGAACUCAAGGAACCACUCUAUCCAACAUCAAGUCGUUCCUGAGCAACACCAGGAAUGUGGAUACAAAGCAAAAGGGUGCCGAAAUCAAGAUGUACUUGAAGAACGCUUUGGAUCGUGGACAACUAAUGAGUGAAGCGGGAAACUAUAAAGUGGCUGAAAAGGUGCAAAAGAAGAUUGGUAGAGGACGCAAAGGACGUUCAAUGAAGACAUCCCCCAAAAAGCAGGCAAGAAAAUUGGCGAAACCCAAAGCUACUAGGAAUACUGGCCAACGAGGAUCCAGGAAAAGAAAAAGCCCGAAAAAGAGUGGCUGA